AGAGGGCAGAGGCACCCUGGAGUGCAGACCCCAGCAGACACUCUGACCACGCACAGAAGCAUGAACUGAGCGUGCUGGGGACAGAGAACAGCCAAGGGGCAGCCGGCAGUCAGUUCAAGUCCUCACGAAGGAGGGCAACACCACCUGUGGGCCGGGACAGUCGGCUCGAGGGCUAGCAGCCAGGAACGUGGUGAAGAACUUGGAUCUGAGGUGGGCCCAUGGUGUAGCUGUGGUGUGCUUUCCAGAGCAGCCUCCAAGCCCACCCUGGAAGGUGAUCCAGAGACCAUAGAGCAGAAAGGCUUCCUUGUCAGAGUGAGCUGCUGGAAGCCCACCAGUAUCAGCAGUGCCAAGAGGAGCUGGGGUGCCAGUAUCUGUGCAUCUUCAGAGGCAGCAGGGGCCAGCGUGCCACAUCUGGCCCCAGUCCUGAAAGGAUAGAUGGUGCUUGGCCCGUGGCCCUUGGCUGAGGCACCAUGGUCAGGCUCUGCCAGGCCCUGCUGCUGGUAGUGGCCACUAUGGCCCUUGCAUCCAGAGGAGUCCAAGCCUGGAGCUCAACGAAGGUGGUGAGGACAUUCCAAGAUAUCCCUCAAAACUACGUCUAUGUGCAGCAGGCACUCUGGUUCGCCAUGAAGGAGUAUAACAAGGCCAGCAGAGACAAGUUCAGCUUUAGGGCGCUGAAGGUUCUGAAGAGCCAGGAGCAGGUGACAGAUAGUUUGGAGUACUAUAUUGAGGUCAAAAUUGCCCGAACCAUUUGCAAGAAAAUUUCAGAAGAUGAAAACUGUGCUUUUCAAGAGGAUCCCAAAAUGCAAAAGGUGGUUUUUUGUACUUUCAUUGUUGCAUCUAAACCAUGGAAAUUUGAACUCACCAUGCUGAAGAAACGAUGCAAAGAUAUGUAGUUAUCUUCUAGUGUGUUUUGCACACUCAUUUCCAUUUUAAAGAAGAAGCAAAGACACUUGCAAGAACUAGAACGACACAAUUAACCCAUUGACUUCAUUUGUUUGGGCUUUUUGCAUUUUUGUGUGUUCUUCAUGGGCUGAUGUUGAAAAUCCAUGAUGUGUUUUGACAGCAUUGCACAUCAUUCUAGCUGGAUACUUCACCUACUAGCUGGGAUAAUCUGCUACCAAUAAAUGGAAGCAGUUUCUACACCUCACCCAA
Molecule: messenger RNA, 1152 nt
Organism: Piliocolobus tephrosceles (Ugandan red Colobus)
Lineage: Eukaryota; Metazoa; Chordata; Mammalia; Primates; Cercopithecidae
Product: cystatin-13-like
Exons: 4
Coding region: 471-893 (140 amino acids)
Molecular function (GO): cysteine-type endopeptidase inhibitor activity
Source: RefSeq, a predicted model, not a curated record